AUGUCACUAGUACAUUUGGCUAACACGUGCGCGCACAUCCAAAAUUGUUCCAGAGCCAAAAUCUCUCUGACGGCAAUACCCUUUACCAGAUUGCAUUUAAGUUUUGCUUACAGCCUGUACAAACAUGGGUUUUUGACCACAUUGCAGAAGGGGUCGACGAAAGGUCCGGAUACAACUCCUGUCACUGUGACGCCAGAUAACGUAUCAACCAGGAGGCUUUGGAUUGGACUGAAAUACCGUGAGAAUCGUCCUGUAAUAUCUUCGUGCAGACUGAUUUCCAAACCUAACUUGCGGAUCACACUUCCUUUCGAAGAUCUCAGGAAGUUGUGUACCGGUGUCACUGUGAGAUUAAUCAAGCCAUUGCAACCAGGCGAACUGAUCUUGGUGCGGUGUGGGAAAGAUUUGCUGGACAUCAAUGAAGCUGUGGCCAAAAAAUUAGGCGGCGAAGUAUUAUGCAGAAUAAGAUGA
Lachancea mirantina is the source of this 468-nucleotide messenger RNA. The record is from the annotation of a GenBank genome assembly. Lineage: Eukaryota; Fungi; Ascomycota; Saccharomycetes; Saccharomycetales; Saccharomycetaceae.